AUGAAAUCUAGGGAAGCAGAUGACGAUCAGACUCGAAACAAGGUGCAGACAAGAAACCUGCAGACACUUAAAGAUCAGGUAACAACACUGUAUUCGUCGGAUCAAGUGACCGCAAAGUCGCUUCCGAUCACUGUGAUUGAGAUCCACGAACAGAGUCUGGAGAUUUUGCACAAUAUUCUUGAACAAUAUGCGGAAAUGCUUGUGGACGGGUGGACUUCCAUAUUUGACUUAAUCGCUGGGGUAUUUAGGGGUGUUUGCCUGGCAGAUGGAAGCAGUACUCAGCUUACGACACCCACUGAACGCAGGAGAUCUGCUCUUCCAGGUGGCCCACGCCUAGUCCGAGCUGCCUACAAGUCUUUGCACCUUGUUGCAUCUGAUUUCCUCUCUUUGCUUCCGGCACCCUGUCUCUUGGCCUUGGUGAACUCGUUCUCCAGUUUUGCAUCACAAACACAGGACUUCAACAUCUCAUUGUCAACCACUUCUUUCUUCUGGAAUGUGUCUGAUUUCCUACGAGGGCAGAUCGAAGAAUUUGCAGUUGAAAGCCAUGUUGAUACUUCCGUUAGCGAGGAGGAGCUCGGGAAACUCACCUGCGAUCAAGAUCCGUCCGUGUCCAAGAACUCUCUGUGGCUAUUACUGCUUCUUCGCAUUGUUGGAAUUACCACGGACACCAGAUCUGAGAUCCGGAACAGUGCGAUUCACACCCUCCUGAGAAUUUUCGAUGCCUACGGACAGCAGCUUUCCCCGCAGGCGUGGCGACUGUGUUUGAACCGAGUCUUAUUCUCGAUGGUGGAGAAUCUCAGUAGUGCCCUGUAUGAAGCCAAGAAACAGGAAACUGCUAAAGACGAUCUCAAGUCAUGGGUGGAGACGACCGUACUGAUGAUCAAAGGAGUCUUGAACUUGAUCACGAAUUUCUUUGACACUAUCGUGAGCGAUGAGAACUUCGGUCAGUCCUGGACAAGAUUUUUCAAGUACCUUCAGGGAUUGUUGGACAUGCACCUUUUGGAGUUCAGCGAGGCAACCUUCGCCAGCCUUUCUGCCGUUUUGGUUCGAGUACAAUCUUCCGAGGGCCUUAGCAAGGAGGCUCGGGAAUGCGCAUGGAACCUUUGGGCCAACGGUCAUCCUGCAGAUGAUGAAACUGCUAUUGACCUCGAUCGACCCAACCAAGAUGCGGCCCUGGCGUAUAUGCAAAGCUUCCAACAGAUCUACCGCCUAUACAAGGACCACCUGGGCCCGGAAAAUAUCGAGAAGGUGCUACAGCAUCUACGCCUGUUAGUGUGGAAUUCCGUGUCUCCGCCGUACUCUCCAGAUGUCGACCGCCCUUCCGCCCUGCAAGCCUUAGUCAUCGAGUGUAUCAAAACUCUUUGCAUGGAGAAAGAGGAAUCACAGGCUGCGAUCUUGCUGUGUUUGGCUGAUCUGUCCGAUUCGGCUUUAACCAAAUGGCGCCCUGGCAAUGACUCGAGAAAACCAGGCUUUGUUGCCUUUUCGAAGACCACCAUCGAUCUGAUCAGUUGGUACAUCGCCGACUUCGGUAUCAAGCAGGAUAUUCUCACAAAUGAUGCUCUGGCAUCGACCCUUGAACGCUUCGGUGCGCUUAUCCUGCAAAAGUACAUGUGGGAAGGCAAAGACCGCGAGCCAUACAUGUGGCAGCAGGCCUCCACCGCAUCAUUGGAUGUCCUUCAAGUUGCAGUUCCCUACGCCGAAAAGCAAUACGAUACUGCCAGCGAAGCCGAUAUAGCACGCUUCUGGCGCUGCGUGGUUGACAUUACUCACGGCAUUGUGUCCGCUCACGGGUUCCAGACCCAACAGCUAUCUAAUGCUCGCAUCGUCGCCGAUGAGGCUUUCGACAUUGCCUCAUUUACCCGUCUGAAAACCCUCGUUCUCCCCUCCCUCGGCGCCUCUGCCAUCCCGGAUGCUGUCCGUCGAAAUUUCGCCCUGGCACUCUUCCACUCCUCGUUCAUCUACCCACCUCAGCGCUUGGACCUGCCCUCCAACUCGAUCGAGAAAGACCCGUUACAAGACUUCUAUCGCAUACGUCCCGGGCGAACCUUCGACCCACCGCCAACGCUACGCCCGAACAUGGCGUAUACCCUCAUAGACACUCUCUUCGAGCUUGCGGAAAGCCCAGAGUCUGAUGAUUCGAAGCCUUGUCCCCGGACACUCCUGGCUUGCUCAAUUUCUCCGUACCUACUUCUCCGCUGUGCAAUUUCGCUCAAGGGGUAUAUCGCAGAUCAGCCCCUCCGAGGUCUGAUGCCUCAGCCUACGCCUGCAUGUAAAGUGCUGCUCCAUCUUCUCCUGCGUAUGGUGCGACUGCAGAGUGAGCCAUCGGCCAUACCGGAUCCGCCAUCCAUCAAGACAGUCAUGUCCACGGAUGACGCUUCCACUGCGUGUCACCACCGGAAGCAUCUUGAAUGGAUGUACCCGCUCAUUGUCAAAGCGAUUCAGGUUGCGGGUAAAGAACGAGAUGACGGACAGGUUCUGCAGGCGCUCGGCAAGGUGUUACAGGAAAUCGGCCAAUUUGCAUGA
Messenger RNA from Penicillium subrubescens, 2523 nucleotides. RefSeq lists its product as uncharacterized. The record is from RefSeq and is a predicted model, not a curated record. Lineage: Eukaryota; Fungi; Ascomycota; Eurotiomycetes; Eurotiales; Aspergillaceae. The coding region runs from base 1 to 2523 and encodes 840 amino acids. The transcript has a single exon.